Messenger RNA from Kogia breviceps (pygmy sperm whale), 2427 nucleotides. The record is from RefSeq and is a predicted model, not a curated record. NCBI's taxonomy places the organism in Eukaryota, Metazoa, Chordata, Mammalia, Artiodactyla, Physeteridae.
GAUGAGGGCUGAAAGGUAGUAGCCCAGGUAAUCGGGGCCAACUUCCUGGAGGAGGUGGCACAGGCUGAAUGUAAAGGAUGAAAAUGGGACUGGACAGCAGGGGUGCUCAGGAUCCAGGCCAGUUGCAGGAGGGGAUGGAGCACACAGGUGUGGGCUGUUCAUUAUCCCCCACCCAUGGGGACACCCGGGAAGGGUCAUGAAAGAGUUCCCAGCGUGUUGCUUCCUUUGAAGGAAAAUAGUAAACUGAGCAAAAAACAGCCCCAAAACAGCUGAGCAUCCACCAGGUGACUCAUGGCCCACCACCUCCCCCUAAACCCUGGAGAAGGAUCAUUUCACAGAUACUAACUGAGCACUUGCAGUGCACCAGACGCUAUCCUAGCCAUGGAGAUACAGCGGUGAACAAACCAGACAUGGACCUCUUGGGGCUGAGGUUCCGGCUGAAUUCUGCUGAACUUGUAAUGUGCCCUGUCCGGAGGUGGUGGUGACCCCCAGCCCGCAGGCCCUUACUCCCCGCGGGGAUGGGAAGGUCUCAAGGCAGCAGUAAGAGUCUGUUCGAUCUCAGAACCCCCUUUUGGUGCCUUGCUCUACGUGAGGCCACAGGCAGCACUCGCUCUGGCUGGAGGAGUCACGCAUCUGAGGGUACCCACCUGGCAUUUAGGAGUCUUGCUAUAGCCAGGUGCUAAACACAGGACUUGGCAUGCAAUAGGUGCCCUAUAAAUAGUGGCACCUUUGUGGUUCUGAGGGUGCGGCUAACUGUAAAGGUUUGGCGGGGAAGGUGUAGUAGGACCCGGCGCCUGCGUGGCGGGUCCCAGGAGCCAGCGAAGUUGAUGUGCGCACGCUCCUCCUUCCGGGAGAGGUCCCACCCCUGGGGCCCUGGCCUCGCCCCCUGCGCCUUUUCCGGUCCCGCCUCUGGUGCGCGCGGCCAGCUGAGCCCCGGGAGCGGCGGUGAUCGCGGAUGCAACGGCAUGACUUUGGAGGCGAUCCGGUAUUCGCGGGGCUCACUACAGAUCCUCGACCAGCUGCUGCUGCCCCAGCAGAGCCGCUAUGAGGCGGUGGGCUCGGUGCGCCAGGCCUGGGAGGCCAUCCGCGCUAUGAAGGUGGGGCCGCUCGGCGGGACCGGGGUGGGGGGCUUCCCGUGCCUGCAGUCCCUGACGCCCGCAUUUCCCCACCAGGUGCGCGGCGCCCCAGCCAUUGCGCUCGUGGGCUGCCUCAGCCUCGCCGUGGAGCUGCAGGCGGGCGCCGGGGGACCCGGACUUGCCGCGCUCGUGGCCUUCGUGCGCGACGCGCUGAGCUUCCUUGUCACCGCCCGGCCCACCGCCGUCAACAUGGCCCGCGCCGCCCGAGACCUGGCCGACCUCGCAGCCCAGGAAGCGGAGCGGGAGGGCGCCACGGAGGAGGCGGUCAGAGAGAGAUACUCUCCAUGUUCCUUAACCCCAACCAGGGUCCCUUCUGCCUCAGGGCCUUUGCACACACCAUUUCUGCAAACCAGAGUGAUCCGCUGGACCGAGGACAUGCUGGCAAAAGACCUCCGGGACAAUCGGAGCAUCGGAGACCUGGGAGCGCACCACCUCCUAGAGCGGGCAGCACCCCAAGGCGGCAAGGUGAUCGUGCUGACCCACUGCAACACUGGUGCACUGGCCACUGCUGGCUAUGGCACAGCCCUAGGUGUGAUCCGCUCGCUGCACAGCCUGGGCCGUCUGGAGUGUGCCUUCUGCACGGAGACCCGGCCCUACAACCAGGGAGCCCGGCUGACGGCCUUUGAGUUCGUCUACGAGCAGAUCCCCGCCACCCUCAUCGCCGACAGCAUGGCGGCAGCUGCCAUGGCCCACUAUGGAGUGUCAGCUGUCGUCGUGGGAGCCGACCGCGUGGUUGCCAAUGGCGACACGGCCAACAAGGUGGGCACCUACCAGCUAGCCAUCGCCGCCAAGCACCACGGCAUCCCCUUCUAUGUGGCUGCCCCCAGCUCCUCGUGUGACCUCCACCUGAGGACGGGCCGGGAGAUCAUCAUUGAGGAGCGUCCUGGCCAGGAGCUGACCCAUGUCAAUGGGGUCAGGAUUGCGGCACCCGGAAUUGGGGUUUGGAAUCCUGCCUUUGAUGUCACGCCCCACGACCUCAUCACUGGCGGCAUCAUCACAGAGCUGGGUGUCUUUGCCCCUGAGGAGCUCCGGGCAGCCCUAGGUGCCACGGUCACCCUAGAUGGACCCCAGAAGUAACCAACCUAGCUGUCCAUAUCCUGCCCCCAUUAUUUUUAUAAUAAACUUAUUGAAUGGCCUGCCCAAAAGCUAACCUUUUUCCCCCAACCACAAUUCUUCCCAGAACAGAGAAAGCAGACAGGGCCUUUGCAUGGCUCUUAAGAUCCCAGCAGCUGAAGUCAAGCUGCCUGAGUUCAUAUCCCAGUUCCACCGCCUUUUCUUUUUCUUCUUUUUU